Molecule: messenger RNA, 1989 nt
Organism: Colletotrichum godetiae
Lineage: Eukaryota; Fungi; Ascomycota; Sordariomycetes; Glomerellales; Glomerellaceae
Exons: 2
Coding region: 132-1835 (567 amino acids)
Source: RefSeq, a predicted model, not a curated record
CAACGAUAUUCUGUUUCAUGGGAGCCUGAUGUCGAAAGCUAGUUGACCGUCAAACCUCAACAUCCCCAAACGCCUUUGCGACUAUCGAUCUCCAUUGGUAACUCCACGAAAACAUUUCAUGAGUGCCAACGAUGUCUCUAUUGCGCCUCCCGAUUGAGCUGCAGCAGCGCAUCAUCUCGGAAACGAUUCCUGAGUCGAUCGAGAACGUUGCAGUCACCUGUAGGGCAUUAUACGACGCGAGUGAGAGAUACUUAGAGCAGCACAACAGUCUCCGAAAGCGAUUCCGGCAUUUUUCAUUUUCUACCUUCAAUACCAGCUCUGGAACUUGGGAUAAUAUUACCGCGAAGACUAGGAUUUUUGUUCGUCAUGGCAUCGACCUCCUCAUGAGCAUCAUACACAAUCCAAGAAUUGCUCGAUAUAUCGAGACAGCUGAUCUCAAAGCUGGUUUCGGCCGUGAUAACUUGAUGUGGGAUGAUAAUCACGUUUCACACCAACCAGAAAACACAAGGCGCUCGCCACGGCUCACGAAAGGUGAAGACAUCAAAGCACUUCAGCAAUUUCUGCGUGAAUCUCCUUAUCUGAAACAGAUCGGCGAACACCCCGAUUUCUGGGAGGAUAUGAUUCUGGAGGAGACUUAUGGUCAUGCCGAGAUACUCCUACUCAGCCUAUUGACCAACGUGCGGGAGCUUGCUCUGCCCACUGGCUGGCGGAAAGUUGGGCUACGGGGACAAGACUUAAGCGGAACUGGAAGAGAUUUUGCAGUUUGGCGGGUGCUUGAUCAAAUUGUGUAUUGUGCCAACGAUCCUGGCUUCAAAGGUGCGGGACUCUCGAAGCUAGAGAUUCUUCGACCAUUCGCUGGCUCCGGUUACAAUUGCAGGAACUCAAUGACCUUGAACACACCCUUCUUGGCCCUCGAGUCUCUUCGGGAGGCAUAUAUCGGAGGUUGCGUCGCCCUUGAAGACGGCUAUACAGGCUUGAUGUUUUCACCAGAGUACUCGAGCUAUAGCCCACGUCUAGAAAAGCUGGAGUUGGUGGGUUGCACGUUUGAGGCAUGGGAAAUGCGUGUUUUGCUCUCCCGCAUGCCCAACCUGAAGUAUUUCCGUUUUGCAUACGAGGCGAAGUGGGACGCAUGUGGCAUGAACUACGACUCUGGCGAGAUCCUCAAUACCAUCAUGGAGUGCACCGGCGAGACACUGGAGCAGCUUUCAGUGUGGGUGAUGACGAAGUGGGGAUCAAUGGGGAGUACGCUCACCGACAUGAGGGGAUUCAAACGCCUCAGAUCACUCGAGAUUGAUGGCGCCAUGCUCAUGGGGCCAGAAUUUCGCAAAGAUCAUAUAGAGGAGUCUAAGGGCGAUUUCAAUGACGCACCGCUCACCUCGCCGAUUGACGAGAUGGCUGCGCCUCGUCUGGUGGACCUGCUUCCUCCAUCUCUCGAAUCGCUUCGAAUUCUAGCGGAAGAAGAAGAAGAUGAUGAUGAUGAACGAUCUCCUGCGCAGUUGGCAAAAUGCUUCAGAGCCUUGUUUGAUGGGCUUUCUCAACGCAGACAAGACAGGCUACCGAGGUUGAGGGAGAUAGUGCUUGAAGUAUUGGAAGACGAUCUAGAUAUCAACCUUUUGAAGGAGAUAGAAGCCAAGGGGGCCACGGUCCUCUUGCAAGAGGCAACACAACUCCAGCCAGACUUUGUUCACGAUUUUUACGAUCGCUUUGGAGUCACUGCUGAGAGGGCAGAUGUCGAAGAAGAGGAAGAUGAUGAAAAUGACGACGAAUGGGAAGAAAGUGAGGAUGAGGACAACAACGGCGAAUUCGGGGACAGCGAAGAAGAUGAUAGCGAAUAAGAGGCGAAAGAAUAAGGAAACGUCGAAGAAGAAUAGGCAACGGGUUACGGAGUUGUCAAUGUGUAGAAAUAAGGAUAGUUGACAAGCCUCGUGGGAGGUAAGUAAGCACCUUAACAAAACUCAUGACCAACGAAAUGCCUCCAGCAGUAAUAGC